Messenger RNA from Lagopus leucura (white-tailed ptarmigan), 2900 nucleotides. Its product is annotated as BPI fold-containing family B member 4-like. Gene Ontology annotation, molecular function: lipid binding. NCBI's taxonomy places the organism in Eukaryota, Metazoa, Chordata, Aves, Galliformes, Phasianidae. The record is from RefSeq and is a predicted model, not a curated record. The transcript has 17 exons. The coding region runs from base 902 to 2353 and encodes 483 amino acids.
UGCACCCAGAAGCCAGCACUGCUGUCCCUUGAACUCAUCUUCUCCCUCAGUGCUAUCUGCUCAUCCUUCCUGAGAUUGUUUCUACAUCCUGAGUUCCAUAUGUAGGAAACUGCACAGAGCUGAGCUCAGCCUUCCUGUAAGUGACACCUGAAGCAUUGCUGCGAGGGGAGACUGAGAUCCAGGUGAGCGAGAGGAGCGAAGGGUGGGACUGAGCAGCAGAAACCCAUGCAGAGAGGAGGAACACCCAUGCUGGGGCACAAAGCACACUGCAUGCUUGCAGUGUGAGGCACUGGAGCUUGGAUGCUGCCGUCCCAAAGGGCACCAGCUGCGAUAGGAGCACACAACCCUAAGGGCAGCAGCGUGUGUUCCCCUGCCAGCUGCUCCCUGAGAGUGAUGCUAUCAGCUCAGCUUUGUUCUGCUGCGUGCAGCCUCGCUCUGCUGCACAGCACCGAGCAAAGCACCGAUAGGAUCUGCCCAGCCCUGCACAAUGGAAAGUGCCACGGCACCCAGCCAGGGCCCGACCUCAGCCCUCCUUUGGGAUCUGCUCCCGCAGCACUGCUGUGUCACACUGAUGCUGCUGGCUUUGUGCAUUUCUGUACAGCUGCGUUUCUCACUGUUGUUCUUUACAGAUGCAUUAGAAAUCCAUCUGAAGGUCAGUCUUAACAAAGCCGAUGCUUAUCAGCUUUCUCCAAGUUGCUUUUUUAAUUUUAAUUUUUUUUUUUUUUUAAUAUUUUGGUGAAGAAAAUCAUUUUCCAACGCUGCAUUUGAAACAUCCAUGAGCACUGUUAAUCCCACAGCUCCUCAGGGUGAGGAGAUCUGGUCCCGUCCCACCCCACAGCCCCAUCAGCCCCCGGUGUGACCUGUGUGCUUCAGCUCCCCCAGAAGAUGGUUUCCUUCCAGCAUGGGGAUCCCACAGGUCACCACUUUGGACACCUUUGUAAGGCAGAGAGGGGAAAAAGCAGUGCCCAGGAUGAUGAAGCCGCUGAAGCUUUUUGGAAUGGUCAUCUUUUGUGGGCUGCUCUCUCCCACCCAGGGGGUUCUGUCUGGCCUGUCCUGUGCCGUCAGUCCCAGGGCCACGCAACAAGCGCUGUCCGAUGCCAUCAUUCAGAACGGGCUUCUCCAGAAGCACCUGCAGGGCCUGGUGCUGCCGAACAUCAUGAGUGACGGGGGUCUGCUGAACUCCCCCACCAUCAUCACGGGGCUGCACCUGGAGAGGUCCCGGAUGCCCACGCUGUCGAUGGAGCUGCUGCCUGGGAUUGGGAUGCAGUUGGUCAUCACCGUGCGCCUGGAUCUCAGUGGCAACUGCUUGCUUGGCCUUCUCUCCGAGGUAAUUGUUAUCUCCGCGGAUGUGACCGUUACCACAAACAUCAAAUGCUCAAGUUUCGAGUCGGGUGCAGUCCAGGUCAUUGCUGAUGACUGCUUCUGCAUUCUUGGUGCUGUAAAGAUCAAGCUGCUCUCUGGCUUACUGUCCCUGUCAGUGCAUGACAUUGUGCUCAGCCACCUGACAGCAACUUUGCCUGGUUUGCUGUGUCCAGUGAUAGAUAUUGUCUUCAACAUAGUGAACAUCCAGCUCCUGAGCACUCUGGAUGUGGUGAUCCCUGUUGGCUCGAAGGGGACGGUUCACUACCACCUGGCUGGCCCACCAUUCACCUCUGGUUCGUCCCUGAUUAUGGAUUUAGAUGGCACGGUGCAGCAAAUGGGAGGCAGCAUCAUCCCCCACGACUCGUAUGCCUCUGCCUUGCCCCCGCUGCUGGACCGGCUGUUGAUCAUCGGUGUGCGCCAGAGCUUCCUCAACUCCCUGCUGGCCCUGCUGCUCCAGAUCCAGCCACACACCUUCCCCUGCUCGUCAGAAGCUUUCUCUGGAGCCAACCAGCUGAGAGAUUCCAUCACAGCCCUUUAUCCCACUGGGUGCAACAGCUGCCCUGGGGCCAGUCCUCUGAGCAUCCGUGUGGAGUCUGUGGGGAACCCCAUCCUUCUCUUGGAACCCAACAAAGCCACCGUUGAGCUGUCGGUCCUGCUCCAGGUGUUUGUUAAGCGCCCGGAUGGAUCCAUCAUCAACCUGCUGCUCCUGAAGGCAGACCUCAGUCUGAACGUCCGCCUGUCGAUCUCCAGGGGCAGCCUGGUGCUGGCCUUCUCCCUGGGCAGAGUUUCCCUCAUCUUGCAGUCAUCUGACAUUGGCAUCAGUGAUAUCUCCAACCUGAAGCCACACCUCAUUAAGCUGCUGGUGGAGACCUACCUGCCACUUCUCAAUGCUGCUGCAGCAGUUGGGAUACCCUUGCCUGAUGUGUUCAGAAUUCCUCUGAUAAGGGUGGACUUCCAGAUCUCGUUGGGACUGUUGUUGAUCCUCGUGUGAGCCAUGCACUAUGCAGGCAGCUCUGGAAAGAAAGAGGGAGGAGAUCCGGUCAGGAUGGAGCAUUGGAACCAACAUUAUCGUCUUUCCUAAAUGUACUGCAAGGUUCUUGGUAAUAUUUAAGGCACUUUAAAUUAAAUUGGCUUACAUGGUACUGAGAUGCUUGCAUAAGCCAACACCAGUUAGGCAGCUCUGUGUAGAAAUAUUUAUUUAGAGAAAUUAGGGCGAAUUAGAGGUCACGGUUGCAGAAGUGGCAUGUGAUGCUGCAGCUAAAGUGUUAAAUUCCUUGAGAAUUUGGUCUUUGGGAAAGUUGUUGUCUGUGUAAUGGAAAAGGGAAAUUUUGCAUGUGGCUCUCCAAUGCGGAUGUCUCCAUCCGUGGUGAGAAAAGUCCAAAGUGCUGAGCAGGAGCUCGGGAUACAUUUGUCACUGAUUCCUUCAGUAAUAAACAUGCAUUCUUUUUUAGUGCUCAGAAGGAGGUUUGUGAUGUUCUUGGGGAUGCCCCCCCCGUGCCUCCUGCUGGAGGAUCUGUUCCUCUGUGACAGUGCUAUGU